Molecule: messenger RNA, 2553 nt
Organism: Lolium perenne
Lineage: Eukaryota; Viridiplantae; Streptophyta; Magnoliopsida; Poales; Poaceae
Product: probable galacturonosyltransferase 4
Molecular function (GO): polygalacturonate 4-alpha-galacturonosyltransferase activity
Source: RefSeq, a predicted model, not a curated record
CACGCAUCGCAUGUUACUCUGCCCCGGAAAUUCGCCUCCGCGCGUGCCGACGCCCCAACCCAUCCCCGUAAUUACGCACCUGCCCCCACCGGAGCCCGACCGCCAUCUCCUCCUCCUCCUCCGGCGGCGGCGGCGGUCCUCUUUCGGCGGGGCAGACGGCCAUGGCGGCGCCGGUCGCGCGGGGCCGCCGGUGCCGGGGCGCGGUGCUGCUGCUGCUCCUGGCCUCCGUGCUCGCGCCCCUCGCGCUCUACGGCCGCUCCCCCGUCUCCCUCCCGGACUCCACAGUGGCGAGGGGCGCCUUCGAUCGGGAGGAUGGGUCCAAUCUGGUGUGGCCGCAUAUGGCCGCGUCCGAGGUCUCUCUAGCCAAAGAUUUGACAAUGGAGAGGCUAGGGGAGCACAAGAACCGGGUGCUGUCAGCGGCCGACGACUGGCAAGCAGUUGAGAUUGCGAAAAGAACCGAUACGAGCGUGCGGUGGAAGGAGCCUGUGUCGCGGGAUGCUGAUGAGGUGGUUGCUGAGGGGAAUGGGAGUUCUCAGUCAAGACAGGAUGGCGUGAUAAAGGAAGUUGUUAGCACCAAUGGCAAGGGAGCCGAGGAGGGGGAUGGACAAGGGGUGAAGGAAAAACUAGCGCAGGAUACAGAUGAGGUGGAGAACAGAGAUGGAUCUGGUGCAGCAGCAGAGAAUAAUAGCAUUUCUGGAAUGACUACUACUGGGAACCUGAGUUCAUCUUCUUUACAAAAGGAAGAUGAAACUACACGUGCCACCCCCAGAGAGGAGACGUCCACAGGGGAAGUUAGUAUCAAUGCUGAUCUUGGUACAUCACUUAGUAGCGCUGGUCAAUCAGCAACUUCCCCAGAUGCUACGAUCCGCAUCAUCAAGGACCAGUUGACAAGAGCAAAGACGUAUCUUGGCCUUCUAGCGUCUAGAGGCAAUCAUGGUUCCGCCAAGGAGUUACGUGCACGAAUGAAGGAUAUCCAACGAGCACUGGGUGAUGCAACCAAUGAUGGGAUGCUUCCUCAGAAUGUCCAUAGCAGAAUAAAAGCAAUGGAGCAGACACUGGGGAAGCUCAAGAGAACUCAUGAUAGUUGCUCAGGUGCUGUGAGCAGGCUCCGUACAGCCAUUCACUCAACAGAAGAGCGGCUUCAAUCUCACAAAAAAGAUGCAAACUAUCUUGCUCAAAUAGCAGCAAAAUCUUUACCCAAAGGACUUCAUUGUCUCCCAUUGCGUCUUACAAAUGAGUACUACUCCACCAACUCCAAUAAUAAGGAUUUCCCAAAUAUGGAAAAGUUGGAAGACCCCAAACUCCAUCACUAUGCAAUUUUCUCGGAUAAUGUAUUGGCUGCUGCAGUGGUUGUGAACUCCACUCUUGUUCAUGCGAAGAAACCAGCAAACCAUGUCUUCCACAUCGUGACAGAUAGACUUAACUAUGCUGCAAUGAAGAUGUGGUUCUUGGCUAACCCCUUGGGCAAAGCUGCAAUUCAGGUUCAGAAUGUUGAAGAGUUUACAUGGCUGAACUCAAGCUACAGUCCAGUUCUAAAGCAGUUAGAAUCCAGUUCGAUAAUUGAUUACUACUUCAGGAGUGGGAAGGCUCGACCUGGUGAAAAUCCGAAAUUCCGGAACCCAAAAUACCUAUCAAUUCUCAACCAUCUGAGGUUCUAUCUCCCUGAGAUAUUCCCGAAGCUUAAUAAGGUGUUAUUUCUAGAUGAUGAUACUGUAGUGCAGCAGGACCUAAGUGCGCUUUGGUCGAUAGAUCUCAAAGGCAAGGUGAAUGGUGCUGUUGAGACCUGUGGGGAGACCUUCCAUAGGUUUGAUAAAUACCUCAACUUUUCCAAUCCUCUUAUCGCCAGCAAUUUUAAUCCACACUCUUGCGGUUGGGCAUAUGGCAUGAACAUGUUCGACUUGUCUGAGUGGAGAAAGCAAAACAUCACUGACGUCUACCACACCUGGCAGAACCUGAACGAAGAUAGGCUAUUAUGGAAGCUAGGCACCCUCCCUGCAGGCCUUGUAACAUUUUGGAACCGUACAUUCCCCCUUGACCGCUCCUGGCAUCUUUUGGGACUUGGGUACAAUCCAAAUGUCAACGAGAAGGAUAUCAGGCAGGCAUCCGUUAUCCACUACAAUGGAAAUCUGAAACCCUGGCUUGAGAUUGGACUGUCCAAAUACCGCAAAUAUUGGUCACGCCAUGUAAACUACGAUCAAGUAUUUGUACGGGAGUGCAACAUAAACCCCUGACCCUGAGUGGCAAACACUUUGUGAAUGAUUUUUUUUACUUGCUAGAUUAAUUUAAUUCUUUGUGCUCUAGGUUUUGGAAGAUGUCUAGAGCAUGUGUUCCUUUUUUUCCCAGUUGUAAGGAGGCAGUUCCUCCUAUAUAAUUGUAAAGGUGCCAGAUGUUUAGUGGUAGUCUUUAGAACAAGACAUGGGCUUAGGUUAACCAUCACGUAGAUUUAUGUUAUGCCUUGGACUUAUAGUGAUGUGGAUGCAGCUAAUUGUUUGAUUGUAACAGCACUAAGCACCAACAGUUCUAAUAGUAAAUUUUUAUCUCUUUUUCUUGUGA